Messenger RNA from Hevea brasiliensis (rubber tree), 956 nucleotides. Its product is annotated as transcription factor bHLH149. Gene Ontology annotation, biological process: regulation of DNA-templated transcription. The transcript has 2 exons. The record is from RefSeq and is a predicted model, not a curated record. NCBI's taxonomy places the organism in Eukaryota, Viridiplantae, Streptophyta, Magnoliopsida, Malpighiales, Euphorbiaceae. Gene Ontology annotation, molecular function: protein dimerization activity. The coding region runs from base 240 to 839 and encodes 199 amino acids.
AAACGCCGCGUGGUUACCCGUGAAUUGCUUUUAAAGUCUCCCCCCACUUCCUCUUUUUCACCUCAUUUUUCUCACGCCUCUCUUUUCCUUUUCCUCCAUAGAGCCUUCCAUCACCACCACCUCAGCCGCCGUAGCCAGCGUUCAUUUGUUUCCAAUUAUUCAGAACUCCCAUUAACACUUUCUUCUCUUUUCUUUCUAAGGCCAAAAAAAAAAAGAGUAUAUUCAAGAGAAUUAUAUUAAUGGCUUCGUUGAUCUCAAGCCUCGAAUCGCAAGAAUUCAAGCAGAGGAAGAAGCGAAGAAAACUCACUGACCAAACGCAGAAUCACGCUCAAAACGACAAUACGAACAAUCGAACUAUCACCAAUCCAAGGUGGAAAACCCAAGCGGAGCUGCAGAUCUAUUCCUCCAAGCUUCUCGAAGCUCUCCGCUUAUCUCGUCGGACCUCUUCGACGGCGGCGGCUAAAGGCAGAGAAAUCAGAGAAACUGCCGACAGAGUCCUCGCCGUCGCAGGAAAAGGCACGACUAGGUGGAGCCGCGCGAUUCUGGCGGGAAGGCUCAGGUUGAGGAAGGUUAAAAAGGUUAGGAGAGUGAAGGUAACAGGUGAGAGCCGGUUGAGGAGGAAGGAGAUGGCGCGAGAGAGCAAUAGAUUACCGGUUUUGGAGGAUAGAGUUCGUGCUUUGAGCCGGUUGGUUCCCGGUUGUCGGAAGACAUCGUUUACUAGUCUUUUAGAGGAAACAAGUGAUUAUAUAGCGGCUUUGGAGAUGCAGGUGAAAGCCAUGACGGCUCUGACAGAGAUUCUCGCCGCCGGUGGCGUCGCACCGGUUAGUCCAACAAACUGAGUGAAUAGCCAAUCACAACUUGUUAGUUAUUCCAGGUGUUAUUACAAUUUUUAAUUUUAUUUCUUGUAUUUUCUUUAUUAAUUCAUGUACUUUAUUAUAUACAUGACUUUCAUCUCU